AAACAAACCACCGAAGAAGACGAACGGCCGAACGAAGGAGGAAAAGAGGGAGAAAAAGAGGGAGAAAAGAGGGAGAUAAAGGCGCUGUAGACGAGAGAGAGAGAGAGGAAAAUAUUAAAUAGUUCCGAUUUAAGAAGGAAGAGGCAUAUUGAGGAUUAGAGUAACGUAGAGGAGGCGAGAAUCCGAGAGCGUCGACGUCUACUGCAGGAGGAGCCACCAUGACCGAGCCAGCACCUACGUCCUCGGCCUCGCCCUCCGUGGCGGAGAAGAGGUGCGAGGACACGGCGGAGGAGGAGGAGAUUGCCAUAAAGAAACGCAGACUCGAGUCCUGCGACAGAGAUGACCCCGAGAAUAAAUUAGAGGCGCGUCUGGGAGGCAUUUUGUGUUGCGCUGUGUGCCUGGACCUCCCUCGCUCGGCCGUCUACCAGUGUUCAAAUGGACAUCUCAUGUGUGCGGGAUGCUUCACCCAUCUCCUUGCCGAUGCCCGUAUUCGGGACGAGACAGCCACUUGCCCCAAUUGCCGAGUGGAAAUAUCACGGUCACUCGCCACCAGGAAUUUGGCGGUAGAAAAGGCCGUGUCAGAGCUCCCAGCAGAAUGUCAGUUUUGCAGUCAGAAGUACCCGCGCAACUCCCUCGACCGCCACGAGAUGGAACUGUGCGAAGAAAGACCCGUGCACUGCCGAUACAAUGUGCUGGGCUGCGGCUGGAGGGGACCCCAUCACGACGUCAGCAGUCAUGAACAGCAGUGCCAGCACCCUUCCCACACGGGCGAGCAGGUGUUUUCACAUCUCCAGAAGCAAGCAGAAACUGCCGAGGAGGAUUCAAAGACUUUCAAUCAGAUCAUGUCUGUCCUCUCCUUUGAAAAGAUUACUUUCAAUGACCUGCAGCUGAAACCGUACCGCACCGACGAGUUCAUCCACAAGCUGUUCUAUGAGACGAGCCGAUUCUCCGCUCUGGGCUACCAGUGGGUGAUCAAGGCAAGACUCAAUGAUAACCAGAAGGACCCACACCUGACAUGCAACAGGUUUAUCACAUACCAGCUGAUCGUCAAGAGCAAGCCAAGCAGCCCCAUGCUGGUCCAUUUCAUGAUGCUCCGAGGGCCUUUUGGGGACAUGCGAGUGGAUCCCCACAUAUGUCAGCACGAGUUCACGGAGAGCAGCACAGAAAGCCCCUUCUUUGCACUACCUUUGCCCGACAGUGCAGAAUGCAACAAACUCUUGGCUGCACGUACGAUAGACUUCAGGUUGAUGAUGGGCAUGGUGACCAAGUAAUCAGACACUGAAGGAACAACUGUGUAAUGUUACAUCAAGCAAACUCCUUUUAUCUCCAGCUGCAUUUCCAUGUUUACGGUUAUAUACUUAAAAUAUUUAGAUUAUCUUCUCCUUUUCUGCCUGACAUUUUUCUGAAAACAGAUUGACUAAAGAAGCUUGAAAAAGGAAGGCAUUUGUAGAACUUUUUUUUUUUUUUUUUUUUUUUU
Penaeus indicus is the source of this 1477-nucleotide messenger RNA. Its product is annotated as zinc finger TRAF-type-containing protein 1 homolog. The transcript is spliced from 8 exons. The coding region runs from base 219 to 1271 and encodes 350 amino acids. Lineage: Eukaryota; Metazoa; Arthropoda; Malacostraca; Decapoda; Penaeidae. Gene Ontology annotation, cellular component: nucleus. The record is from RefSeq and is a predicted model, not a curated record.